AUGGCGGAUAUUUUGUCUCAUCAUGAGGAAGCGGAUUCCUUCAAUGUCAGUAUGCUGGAAGCGGAACAAGAACCGCACGAAUUGAUGAAGGAACAGCGCAAGGAUGAAGAGAUUCGCAAAGUGAUCGAAGCAAUCUCACAAGGCCAGCAAUACCGAAACAUUCAACAUAGUACACACAUGAAGUNUAGUAGUAGUAGUAGUAGUAGUAGUAGUAGUAGUAGUAGUAGUAGUAGUAGUAGUAGUAAUAGUAGUGGUAUUAAUUGUAGUAGUAUUGAGCGAAGCUGCCUAUCACUAAAUUUGGGUGACAAUAAUGAUAUUCGAAGCUCGAGCCAAGAACCCAAAACAUAA
Echinostoma caproni is the source of this 348-nucleotide messenger RNA. The record is from the annotation of a GenBank genome assembly. Lineage: Eukaryota; Metazoa; Platyhelminthes; Trematoda; Plagiorchiida; Echinostomatidae.